Molecule: messenger RNA, 566 nt
Organism: Entamoeba dispar SAW760
Lineage: Eukaryota; Evosea; Mastigamoebida; Endamoebidae
Exons: 1
Source: RefSeq, a predicted model, not a curated record
AUGAACAGAAUGGGAAAUGAGAUUUUUAAGUUAUUUACAAUUGAAAGAAUAAAAACAGUUGAUCAAGAAUAUCAGAUGAUUAGAGAAAAGUCCAUCGAAUCAGAAAAGAAGCUAUUCUCAACACUACAAAAUAUUAUCAAACUCAAAAACAUACUUCAUGAAGCUGCUUUACUUCAAGUUGAGAUUUCUUAUUCAUUAUGUGAAAUGACUUUAAACAAUCUCAAAGCAACUCAACUGACUAACUCUAUUUUGAAUGCAUCACAGGAUAUUCUAACUCAACAAAAUCACUUCAAUUCAUUCAUCAAAAACAAUAUAGAAAUCCCUCUCCAUUCAUUUCUUAAUCAAUUCAGAAUGUUAAGUAGACGAGAUUGUGAGUUAGAAGAAAGAAGAAAGAAAAUGGAUAAAAUGAAACAACACCUAGUAAAGAAAAAGAGAAAGAAGUUAGCAUGUUCUUAUUUAAUUUCCAUCACCAAAAAAUAUCAAGAAAGUAAAGAAGAAUAUUUAGAAAUGAGAAACGAAUUAAAGAAUGAUAGAAACAUGCUUCUAAAACAUUCCAGAGAUAGCAG